Molecule: messenger RNA, 671 nt
Organism: Puntigrus tetrazona (Sumatra barb)
Lineage: Eukaryota; Metazoa; Chordata; Actinopteri; Cypriniformes; Cyprinidae
Gene: gnrh2
Product: gonadotropin-releasing hormone 2
Exons: 4
Coding region: 161-421 (86 amino acids)
Biological process (GO): multicellular organism development
Cellular component (GO): extracellular region
Molecular function (GO): hormone activity
Source: RefSeq, a predicted model, not a curated record
GGCAGACGUAUCUCAGAAGCUCACUGAAGCGUUCGCAAGGCAAAGGAGACCAUAUCAGGAUUACCAAGACCAGGACUUCAGAGUAGAGAAACUACUAAAGAAGAUCCUUCAAGAGGAGACGUGCCAGUAGAUACAAGGUCUCUGUUCUCUUCCCUCAGUUAUGGUGCACAUCUGCAGGCUGUUUGUGGUGAUGGGGAUGUUGCUGUGUCUAAGUGCCCAGUUUGCCAGCUCUCAGCACUGGUCUCACGGCUGGUAUCCCGGAGGAAAGCGAGAGAUAGACGUUUACGAUACCUCAGAGGUUUCAGAGGAAAUUAAACUCUGCGAGGCAGGAAAGUGCAGCUACCUGAGACCCAAGGGAAGAAACAUUCUCAAGACAAUACUGCUGGAUGCCCUCAUACGGGAUUUCCAAAAGAGAAAGUGACACCAAGAUGACUCAACAGCCUGUGUCCAAAGAAAAAACCUUUUCCAGCAAACACAUUCGGCCUGCAUUUCCAUCUAAAUUAUUAUAUAUAUAUAUAAUUAUUUUGUUAUUCUGUGAUUUUAUUUUUUACUUUUUUGUACGUUCUGCAUUGUGUUCUGUUCUCAUAACCGAUGUGAGUGAACCUUUACUGCCGGCACUAUGUAACCAUUUGCAGCAGUUCAUACAAUAAAGGCUUUAUUUUGGUAUUUUG